Messenger RNA from Acanthoscelides obtectus, 378 nucleotides. NCBI's taxonomy places the organism in Eukaryota, Metazoa, Arthropoda, Insecta, Coleoptera, Chrysomelidae. The record is from the annotation of a GenBank genome assembly.
AUGUAUGCCUCUACAAAAAAGAACACUGCUAUAUGCUUGUGUAAACUGCAAAUAUGUUUUAAAGAAGAUUCCAAAUUUAGUUAUUCUUAUGGAAGAUGUAAAAAACAGCUGGCUGAUAAAUCAACCACUACUCCAGUACCCAUACCAAUCCAACAAUCUCAAUAUAGUGAUGUUUUAAAGAAAAGGUGUGAGGAAGUAAUAGUUAUCAAACCAAAGGACAAAACACAAGACAGUUCAAAAACGAAAAAAGCAGUUGAAGAGAAGAUAAAUCCAGCAGAGAUAGGUGUAGGAGUAUCUAGAGUGAAAUAUGUAAAAGAAGGAGGUAUUGCUAUAAGUUGUACAAAAAAGAAGACAUUACCAACAUAUCUGAGAAUAUAA